Molecule: messenger RNA, 1955 nt
Organism: Gadus macrocephalus (Pacific cod)
Lineage: Eukaryota; Metazoa; Chordata; Actinopteri; Gadiformes; Gadidae
Exons: 6
Coding region: 1074-1829 (251 amino acids)
Source: RefSeq, a predicted model, not a curated record
GCUGCUUGUGAUCUGCAAGGUGGUCCUGGGUUAGAUGCGGUGUCUGACUUGCACACCACUCUCCCAAUUCUAUUCUUCUUUUUACUACUUUUCUACUUUCAAUACACUUGCUGCUGCUGUUGACCGCUGGUUGUGCAAUGUGGUUUUUAUUCGCGUAUGUUCUGUGGACUUUGCAUUUGUAUUUUAAUGAACAUGUUUACUGCCUGUUAGACCUCGGAUUGGCAAACCUAAACUCCUUCACUGGCAAAAUGUAGAUGCAAAUUAAAUGCCAAAAUUAACAUUUCAAUAUUCGUUUUGCGUAUUUCACCAAUAGCUUCGGAACUAGACGGACCUCGUAUAUAAUUUGCUCUUCAAAGAUGCGGUCAGGCGCCCCUCCGUUAUGUAACGUUUUCUGCCCGGUACGAAAUAGACCGACCAAUAGCAACCCUUUAGGCUAUCUAAUGUGAGGUUGGAUAUACGCAACAUGUAGAGGUGUUUCAACAACAAAGAUGGAAGUUAGUGAACUAAAGACUGUAUAUGCUCACUAAAAGAACGAACGACUACUACUCAAAGAUUUUGAGGAAUAUAUAUUUCUGCAUCACCCGUUCCAAUGCUAUGAUUAGUCGAGGCCGUAUCCAAUAGCAUAGCAUCGACCCAUUUUAGAUCGCGCCCUUUAGACACGCCCCUUGGAAAUUGAACAACGCACUUCGACGCAGAGGAUCCAGAAGGAUUUCACAACGAGUCCAUUGAAAGAUAUCGAGGAACAUGAACAUCACCAAUGAAGGAGAGUAACGUUUCCACUUGCUAUAGGAAUUUAGUGAAGCACUAAAUAGUUAAUAAUAAUAAUGAUAAAAUGUGGUCAGCAUUUAUUUACUUUUUGGGUAAGACUUGCUUUACUAAUAUAACCGCGUUAAAACCGCAUUCAUUUACUUUUCUUGUGUAGUUUCCCACUAUUCAUGAAAUGUUUUAUAGAAGUAAAAAAGUAAUCAAUAGAACUAUACACAUUUGUACAACAAUUAAUCAUUAUACAGGAUUUGAACAUUUUCUAUUCGAGCUCAUGCUUCAUAAUAUUUCCAAGGAUUGCAGAGUACCAAAUGAUUUAUGAACAGUUGUUUUUGUUCAGGAGCGGAUUGUACUCCCAGAGGCUUCAACAGAGCGGGUCUGGAGCUGGGAGCUGCAGGUGGAUGUUGGCCAGGAGCCGUUCAGUCCUACAGGAACAGACGGUAGAGGUGAUGGAGGCGGUCGUCUGGAGGUGCUCGUCUGGAGGUCCGUGGCGGUCGUCUGGAGGUGCUCGACGUGAGGUCCAUGGCGGUCGUCUGGAGGCGCUCGCUGCAGGUGGAGGGAAGGCCGGGAGCCGUGCAGCCCAACGGAUGCAGAACGAAGGACUGAGGCGGAGGUCCUGGAGGCAGAGGCCAGGGAGGCAGAGGCCAGCCUGGAGGCGGCGGUGGCCUGGAGGUCCUGGAGGCGUCCAACCUGGAAGGGGCGGCAUGGAGGGCCAGGUGGCGGCUCCUCAUCCAAAGGGCCUGGAGGUGGCCAACCUGGAAGGCCUGGAGACGGCCAAGGUCCUGGAGGCAACGGCGGUCCUGGAGGCAACGGCGGGCCUGGAGGUGGAGGCCAACCUGGAGGUCCUGGAGUCGGUGGGCCUGGAGGCGGCGUCCUGGAGGGCCCGGCGGCGGCGUCCUGGAGGGCCCGGAGGCGGCGUCCUGGAGGGCCCGGAGGCGGCGGCGUCCUGGAGGGCCCGGAGGCGGCGGCGGCGGCGUCCUGGAGGGCCCGGAGGCGGCGGCGGACAAAAUCAAGUCUGCCACCUGGUGGCUGAUGAGGGCAUAGUAACUCGGGUUCAAUUAAGUUGACCUCUCCUUCAGGCAACUUAAAGGGAGACCAGAUGUGCGGCAGCUGGGUGUCAUGGUGCAGAGACCCAAACGCUGUACUGAACUACACCAGUGUGUCCUACUCCCAUAAACCCUGAGGAUCCCUGG